This is a messenger RNA of Dioscorea cayenensis subsp. rotundata (Guinea yam), 1054 nucleotides long. RefSeq lists its product as uncharacterized. Gene Ontology annotation, molecular function: hydrolase activity; carboxy-lyase activity. The coding region runs from base 13 to 1020 and encodes 335 amino acids. Gene Ontology annotation, cellular component: cytoplasm. Gene Ontology annotation, biological process: secondary metabolic process. NCBI's taxonomy places the organism in Eukaryota, Viridiplantae, Streptophyta, Magnoliopsida, Dioscoreales, Dioscoreaceae. The transcript is spliced from 10 exons. The record is from RefSeq and is a predicted model, not a curated record.
AGAGAGAGAGAGAUGAAUACAUAUAAACAAAUGGCAGCAGUUUCCUCCCAUUUCCUCUCCAAACCUCUCAUCUUCCCCUUGUCCAAGAGGAUCUUUUCCACAACAAUGGCUUCUAGUUCCUCUUCUCUAAAUUUCUGUCCUCCUUUGAAGACCAUUGACUCCCAUCUCCAUGUUUGGGCUUCUCCUCAAGAGGCUGCUGAUAAGUUCCCAUAUCAUCCAGGCAUGGAGCCUCCAAUCCCUGGAGAUGUUGACCUCUUGCUCAAGUGUAUGGAAGAAGCAGGAGUUGAUGGAGCUGUUAUUGUGCAACCAAUUAAUCAUAUGUUUGAUCAUUCUUUAGUGACAAGUGUGUUGAAGAGAUAUCCAACAAAAUUUAUCGGCUGUUGUCUUGCAAAUCCUGCAGACGAUGGUAGUGGAGUUGAGCAGAUCGAACAUCUUGUUUUAAAGGACGGAUAUCGUGCUGUUCGAUUCAACCCAUACAUAUGGCCUUCUAACCAGAAGAUGUCCAAUGAAAUUGGGAAGGCCAUGUUCUCUAAAGCAGGAGAACUCGGUGUACCAGUGAAGAUCAUGUGUAUGAAGGGCCUUGGUCUCCAUAUUGCAGACAUUGAGGAGCUUUGUACGAGUUUUCCAUCGACAGUUGUUUUACUAGAUCACAUGGCAUUCUGCAAGCCACCAUUAAAUGACGAAGAGAGCAAGACUUUCUCGGAGUUGCUAAAGCUAUCUAGAUUCCCACAGGUUUAUGUAAAAUUUAGUGCUCUUUUUCGCUUAUCAAGAAGCCGAUUUCCAUACUAUGAUAUAACUGAGCUUUUAUCACAAGUGAUAUCUAGUUAUGGAGCUAACCGCGUCAUGUGGGGAAGUGAUUUUCCGUAUGUUGUUCCUGAGUGUGGUUAUAAAGACGCGAAGGAAGCUGUAUCAUUGAUAGCUGAUCGGAUUUCUUUGUCUUCGUCGGAGUUGGAAUGGAUUCUUGGCAGAACUGCAAUGCAAGUUCUUCAAUGUUCAUGGAAUGUUUCAGAGAUAGUUUGAAAAGCUUGUGGAAGGAUUGUAAAGAUGGAUUUAA